Messenger RNA from Gigantopelta aegis, 342 nucleotides. Its product is annotated as high-affinity choline transporter 1-like. NCBI's taxonomy places the organism in Eukaryota, Metazoa, Mollusca, Gastropoda, Neomphalida, Peltospiridae. The record is from RefSeq and is a predicted model, not a curated record. The transcript is spliced from 2 exons. Gene Ontology annotation, biological process: acetylcholine biosynthetic process; transmembrane transport; choline transport. The coding region runs from base 40 to 342 and encodes 100 amino acids. Gene Ontology annotation, molecular function: choline:sodium symporter activity. Gene Ontology annotation, cellular component: plasma membrane.
CCGGUUUACCUGUGACAGACCAUAAAGUGUUAAACCACAAUGGGGAUCUUCAUCGGCGGUCUCGUGGCCGUGAUCGUCUUCUACAUCCUCAUCCUGGUCAUAGGAAUCGUGGCGGCGCGCAGGUCCGGACACUUCUUCACAAACAUCGACUCAAAAGAGGUGAUGCUAGCUGGACGCAAGAUAGGACUGUUUGUUGGCUGUUUCACAAUGACAGCGACAUGGGUCGGUGGCGGCUUCAUCAACGGGUCAGCGGAGGCUGUGGUCAAAGAUGGGUUGGUGUGGUGCCAGGCGCCACUCGGAUAUGGCAUCGCCCUCAUGUUCGGUAAGUUUCUUACUAAUUAA